Messenger RNA from Rhincodon typus (whale shark), 7862 nucleotides. RefSeq names its product Rab acceptor 1 (prenylated) (gene rabac1). NCBI's taxonomy places the organism in Eukaryota, Metazoa, Chordata, Chondrichthyes, Orectolobiformes, Rhincodontidae. Bases 88 to 657 code for a protein of 189 amino acids. The record is from RefSeq and is a predicted model, not a curated record. The transcript has 5 exons. Gene Ontology annotation, cellular component: Golgi apparatus.
CAAUCACUAUUUACUGAUGAAGAUUCCUUUUCCAGUUUUUCUUUGUUCCAGGUGUUCUCAUCUCUCUCUGAGCGCUUUCAGGACAACAUGAGCUCGAAGCCUGAGGACGUGUUCUCCCUGACCAAAGAGGAUGAAGCAAGCGGGGUGACUGGCAGGAUGUACAUUCCAAAGAUCAUCUCCCAGGGCCCAGCUAAGGAGUGGAUCGAGAGGCGCAGGCUCACCAUCCGACCCUGGGCCUCCUUCAUCGACCAGAAGCGAUUCUCCCGGCCGAAGAACUUUGGCGAGCUGUGCAAGCGCCUGGUGAAGAAUGUGGAGCACUUCCAGAGCAACUACGUGUUUGUGUUCCUGGGCCUCAUCGUGUACUGUGUGAUCACCUCUCCAAUGCUGCUGAUCGCCCUGGUGGUGUUUUUCGGAGCUUGUUACAUCGUUCACCUGCGAGCCUCCCAGUCCCGCCUUGUCCUGUUCGGUCGGGAGUUGAGUCCUGCUCAUCAGUACGGUCUGUCUGGAGCAAUCUCCUUCCCCUUCUUCUGGUUGGCUGGUGCUGGAUCAGCUGUGUUCUGGGUCCUGGGUGCCACCCUGGUGUUCAUUGGUAGUCACGCUGGUUUCCACGAGUUGGAGUCGGGAGACGGUGAUGAGCUUCAGAUGGAGUCAGUGUAAGCAGGGGCAGCUGGCUCAGACUUCGGGAGAAUGGUCAUAGCUGCAGCACUUUAUACAGAGGGAGACGUUGGGCAGUCUAUCGAGAAUUCACCAAGGCUGCUCACUGAAUUAAACUCAGUCGCUUUGGAGUUUUUCUAAUGGGCAGUCUGUGUGUUUCAGUCUGAACUUGAAUAGCUCAGGAGGUGCACAUCUCACGCUAACCUUUCAGCCAGUCAAACUCAUAAUAAUGUCUUCUCCUUGGAUGUUAUAUACACACUUAGAUUGUCAAGCUGCUUUUGGACUUUCCAUUAUUUACUGAUUUGUGUUGUGAGUGAUAUUUGUAGGUGCCGGGACUUCUGUAUGUAAAUGGGCUGUGGGUGGUAACAGCUGGCUUGGGUCCUGCGGUUGUCAGUGGAUAUUAUUUUCUGAAGCGACCCUUUGCCUGUUCUGUGUAGUUCUAAAGACCUAACAGAUGAAGAGGCCAAUCUUAGCACCCUCAGCCUGUCUCACUGCCGAGCCUUGUCCCUACUCACUCACUGCCUGUUGUGUUUGUCACCUUCCCUGUCACACAGCCUGUUUCCUUGCCUUCUCCGAUCCUCACGUUCCACAUCCCACUCCUCCCGUUCACAUUCUGCUCUCUCUCACACUCCUCUGUCUCCCACCCUCAAAGGAAAGAGAAAUGCGCAGAAGUGGACAAGGAGUUGCUCCAGAAAAUAAUAUCAACUGACAUUUCCACCAACAGUUGCAAUGUUGCAAUCCAUGGCCUGUAUACCACUCCACCUCGGUCUUUUAUCCGUGUAGAGUCUCACAGCACAGCAAACAGCCAUUGGGCCUCUGCUGACCUACCUAGACUAGCCCCACUUUCCCGCACUAUGCCCAUAGCCUUCAAUGUUAUAACAUUUCAAGUGCUCGUCCAAGUGCUUUUUAAAAGUUGGGAAGGUUUCCUGUCCCGACUACCCUCCCAGGCAGUGUAUUCUGACCCAUGCCGUUCUCUGGGUGAAACAAUCCUCAAAUCACCCUGUAAAUCUCCUGCCUUUUACUUUAAAAUGAUGGCCCCCUUCUUAUUGAACCUUCAACUAAGGGGAUCAGCUGCUUCCUAACCCCCCUGUCCAUGCCCCUCAUAAUCUUACAUGCUUCUAUCAGGUCACUCCUCAACCUUCUCUGCUCCAAAGCAAACAACUUGAGCUUAUCCAGCCUGUCUUCAUCGCUGAAAUUCUCGGGCCCCGGCAACACUCUGGUGAAUCUCCUUGCAACCCCUCCAGUACAAUCACAUCCUUACUAUAGUGUGGAGACUGGAACUGCGCACAGUAGUCCAGCUGUGGCCUCACCAAAGUCAUAGAUUCAAAUAGCAUGGAAACAGAUCCUUUGGUCCAACCGGUCCAUGCUAAUCAUAAUCCAAAAUGAAACUAGUCCCACCUGCCUGCGCCUGGCCCAUAUCCCUCCAAACAUUUCCUAUCCAUGUACUUAUCGAAAUGACUUUUAAACAUUGUAACUGUACCUGCAUCCACCACUUCCUCUGGAAGUUUAUUCCACACAUGAUAAAAGUGUGUGUUUUUUUAAAAAAAAAAUCUCCCCUCGUGUCUUUUUAAAAUGUUUCCCCCCUCACCUUCAACCUGUGCCCCCUAGUUUUGGACUCCCCUACGCUGGGGGAAAAGACCUUGCCUAUUCUCCCUAUCCACGUCUCGUGAUUUUAUAAAUCUCUAUAAGGUCACUCCCUGGCCUCCUAUGCUCCAGAGAAAAUAGCCCCAACCACUCCAGCUUCUCCUUUAUAACUCAAAUCCUCCAUUCCCGGCAACAGCCUGGUAAAUCUCUUCUGAACCCUCUCCAUCUCAAUAAUCACUUCAUAUAACAGGGCAACCAGAACUGGACACAAGUCCUAUACAGCUCCACCAUAAGCUCCCUGCUCUUAUAAGCUGUGCCUCAAAACACAUGAGUCCUGUAUUACUUGGUAUAACUACUGUCAAUGUUAACAGAGUCUCCCAUGUCAGGAGGAAGGUUCAGAGGGGAAACUAGGUCAAUGCUCCACCAAACACCUGGUAAGGAGCAGGGAGGAAGUCUAAUAGACAGAGGGUCAAGAGUUGGGCUCUUAAGUUACACAGCAGGAUCCCGAGAGUAACAGUCUCUGACUCAGCCUGAACCACCUGCAGAUUGACGUUGGAGCAGGUUGAAGAAUGAUGGAGCUUAAGGGGGGAGGGGAGGGCGUUCCCUUUCGUGGAGUGGGAACUGUGGGACAGUGCGAUGGGACACGGGAUAUCAGGAGGUGGCAGAGAUAAAAUGACAAGAAAUGCAAGCUGCUGAAAUGGCAACAGGACAGGACGAGAGGAAGUAGAAAGUUACAGCCAGGGCAGACGUGUAGGGCCAGGCAAUAAAUAGAUUUGUGGUACAGAAGUCUUCAGAAAGUAGCUAGUUAAAAACGGAGGGGAAGUCCUGUUGAAAACAGUUAAAACGUUUGCAUGUAAUAAAACAGAGAACCGGAAAUAAGCAUCCGGUGGUAGGAAUCAGACGUAAAUGGAGGCUGUUCAGCCUUUGCAUCAUUCUAGAUCAUCAAGGAUGUACCAGAAUGUCACAUUCCCAGACUACUCCCUCUUCAUUAUUAACAAUCUAUCAAUCUCUGACAGUUUACAGCUGAGCCUGCCCUCUGGGGUCAAGAAUUCCAAAGAUUCCCCACCCUCCGAGAGAACAUAUUCCCUCCUCAUUUCAGUCCGAAAUGAUGAGCCUUUUACUCUAGGGUUGGCCCAAACAGUUGAGGGAGACCUCCUUUCAGUGUCUGUUCUGCCUUUAAGAAUUUUGGAAGAUGCAGUGAGGUUGCUUGCAACCUGUUUGGCAACUUCAUAAGCCUCCUCCUUUUACCUAAUGUGAUCUUACCUUCCCCACUUAUCCACAGCUCUGUCUUCCUAUUGAGAGAUUUUUUUGCCUUAAAGGAAUAUGUUUUCAGAAAACGAGCAUUAACUCUUUAAGCACUAGCUGCAUUCCAUGUGCUGUCCCCCAGUGACAAAAACCUGCUCAUGCCUUCAUAAAUGUCACAGAGAUGUGCAGCAUGGAAACAGGCCCUUUGGCCCAACUUGCCCAUGCCUCCCAUUUUUCACAAUUAAUUUAGUCCCAUUUUCCUGUGUUUGGUCCAUAUCCCUCCAUACCUACUGCAUCCGUGUACCUGUCCAAAUGCUAUUUAAAUGACACAAUUAUACUCGCUCCCACUCUGGCAGCCUGUUACAGACACCCACCACCCUCUGUGUGGGGAAACAUUGCUCCCCUGAACCCUUUUGUGUUUCUCCCCUCUCACCUUAAAUAUAUGCCCUCUAGUUUUGGACUCCCCUACCACAGGGAUAAACUUUUGGCUAUCUACCUUAUCCAUGCCUCUCAUGAUUUUAUAUACCUCUAUAAGGUCACUCCUGAGCCAACUACACUCCAAGGAGAAAAGGUCCCAGCCUAUCCAGCCCCCUCCUUAUAACUCAAACCUUCCAAUCCAGUUAGCAUGCCAGUAAAUCUUUUCUGCAUUCUUUCUAGUUUAAUAAUAUCCUCUCCAUAGUAGGGGGACCCAGAACAGCACGCAGUACUCCAAAUAUGGCCUCACCAAUGUCUUGUACAGCUGUGAUAAGAUGUCCCAUCUCCUAUACUCAAUACUCUGACCGAUUUUAAAAACUAACAUGCCGAAAGCUGCCUUCACCACCCUGUCUACCUGUGACUCCACUUUCAAGGAGCUGUGAAUCUGUAUCCCGAGAUCUCUUUCUUCUGUAACGAUCCACAGGGUCCUAUCAUUGACUGUAAGUCCUCCCUGGUGUCACCUGCCAAAAUGAAACACGUCACAUCUGUCUAAAUUAAGCGCCAUCCGCCAUUCCUCAGCCCACUGGCCCAGUCGAUCAAGAUCUUGCUGGAUUGUCAUUCUUCAGAUUUUAAAAUCCUAGUUUCAAUUUGAACUACAUCUUUUUCAAACUUAAUAGAAAAUUUCAUCAUAUUAUGGUCACUGUUCACUAAACCUUAAUUGCAUUGUGGAUGGACUCUUGUGCAACGGUAGUAUCCCUAUCUCUGAGUCAACAGUCCUGGGUUCAAGUCCCACCUGCCCCCGAGGUGCAUGUUAACAUCUCCGACCAGGUUAGUUAGAAAAGUAUUUAGUUAUAAAAUAGGGAUGACUGAGCCAUGGCUACGGGUGAAAUCAGGAGAUGGAAUUAAACAUUGAAGGGUCUAAUAGAGUUUGAAAAGAAGAAGUGAAUGGGGCGGUGGCAUAGCUGUACUUAGUCAAGAUGGCAGUAGAUUAAAAUAGAAUAAAAGAAAUAAAAAGACUCAAAUAGACGGUAACAAGAAAAGAGAGGAAAGGGUUAAUUACACUAUUGCUGUUGUCUACAGAGCACCUGAAAUUGGCAGAGAAGUGGGGCAAGUAUGCAGUCAAAUUACACAAUUGAGUUCUAAAAAUAAGGGGAAAUACCUGUUUACACUAGUGCAGUAUGAUAUAUAUCACCCUGGUCGUGACUGGAUGGAAGGGGUCGGUAAAGGAGAACCUGGAACAGAGUUCUCGCAAUCUGUGCAGUGCUCCUGUCUAACCCAAGAUGAAUAAAAGACAGAACAUUUGCAGUUAGAUCUAAUGAUUGAGAAUGAAUUAGAGCAGAGAAGUAGAACAUCUAGGCAGUAGCAACUUUACAAUAAUGAUUAAUUGCAUCAUCCAAACAUUGUUGCCAAUGUUAACAGAUCGGGGACUUGCUAGUUUUGGAGGGGCUGUAAAUGAUGGAGUGAUUGUCGAUUUUUAGAUGAGUGAAGAUAGGAGAAGGCUUGGGUGGAACGUGUAUACCAACAUGGACUGAUAGCUGGGUCAACUAUCCUGUUUGUGAUGUGCAUCAUAUACAAUCCUAUGAGGUGGGAGGGAUACGGUUCAGGAGUGAUAUGGUGGAAAUAGCUAAGGAACUAGGGCAGCACGGUGGCUAUGUUUUUUUUUUCCCUUUUUAUUCAUUAACAGGAUGAGGGCAUCGCUGGCCAGGCAGCAUUUAUUGCCCAUCCCUAAUUACCCAGAGGGCAGUUAAGAGUCAACCACAUUGCUGUGGGUCUGGAGUCACAUGUAGGCCAGACCAAGUCAGGAUGGCAGUUUCCUUCCCUAAAGGACGUCAGUGAACCAGAUGGGUUUUUCCUGACAAUUGACACUGGAUUCAUGAUUGUCGUUAGACUCUUAAUUCAAGAUAUUUUUUGAAUUCAAAUUCCACCACAUACCAUGGUGGGAUUCGAACCCAGGUCCCCAGAACGUUAUCAGGGUCUCUGGGUUAACAGUCCAGUGCCAAUACCAUUGCCUCCCCACUGCUGUCUGACCGUGCCAGGGACCUGGCUUCGAUUCCACCCUCGGGCAACUGUCUGUGUGGAGUUUGCAUGUUCUUGCUGUGUCUGCAUGGGUUUCCUCUGGGUGCUCCGGUUUCCUCCCACACUCUGAAGAUGAGCAGAUUAGACUAAAUUGGGCAAUGCAGGGUUAUGGGAUAGGGUGAGAUGCUCUUUGGAGGGUCAGUGUGGACUCAAUGGGCUGAAUGGCCUGUUUCCGCACUAUAGGGGUUGUAUGAUUGUAGAAAUGUGUAGGGUAUGUUCACUAGUGCCCAGCAUCUGGAAGCCACUGUCAUCUGCCCUGCUGAAGUUACAGGUCAUGCACAGUUCCUGCUCCUCCUUUCCCCCCCAACCCCCGGUGGGUGAUUUGGGGCACCUCAUACCCAGGAACUGCCUGUUCUAUCUCUCUGCAGGCCGGGUAUCCGAUGAUGUUUGGUCUCCAUCAUUCUGGUCAAGUUCCGUGAAUCUCAGCUUGGUAGACCCCCCACCGCAACCCUGCCCUCCCCCCACCGAAUGUUGGUCUUUCUUAACCCAUAGAUGUCAUUUAAUGAACCAUUAGAUGUGGGAGCGGAAGUAGGCCAUUCAACCCAUUGAGCUCCAACAAUCAAUGGGAUCACAGCAGAUCUGAUUAUCUGUAACUCUGUUUUCCUGCCUGUUCCCCCUAAUUCUUGAUUCCCUUACUGAUUAGAAGUCUGUCUCAGCUUUGAAUAUACCCCAUGACCCAGCCACCAUAGCCCUCUGAGCGAAGAAGUUCCUCCUCACCUUUGCCUUAAAUGAGUGACCCCUUAUUCUGGGUUGAUGUCCUCCGGCCUUAGACUCUUGCAGAAGAGGAAACGACCUCUCCACAUCUACCCUGUCAACUCCUCUAAGAAUUUUGUUUGUUUCGAUAAGGUUACUUGGAAUAUUGUGUUCAGUUCUGGUUGCUUCAUUAUGUGGAAGCUUUAGAGAGGGUGUAGAGGAGAUUUACCAGGAUGCUGCCUGGACUGGAGGACAGGUCUUCUGAGGAAAGGUUGAGGGAACUAGGGCUUUUUUCAUUGGAGCGAAGAAGGAUGAGGUGUGACUUGAUAGAGGUUUACAAGAUGUUGAGAGGUGUAGAUAGAGUGGAUAGCCAGAGACUUUUUCCCAGGUCGGAAAUGGCUAUUACGGGCAUAAUUUUAAGGUGAUUGGAGGAAGGUAUAGGGGAGAUAUCAGAGGUAGGUUCUUCACACAGAGUGGUGGGCGUGUGGAAUGCGCUGCCAGCAGUGGUAGUGGAGUCAGAUACUUUAGAGACUUUUAAGCAACUCUUGGAUAGGCACGUGGAGGAUAGUAAAAUGCAGGGUAGAUUGAUCUUAGUAGGAUAAUAGGUCGACACAGCAUCGUGGGCCGAAGGGCCUGUAUUGUGCUGUACUGUUCUAUGUUCUAUGUAAGGUUGCUCCUCAUUCUCCUAAGCUCAUGACGAGUACAGGCCCAAUCUACCUCGCCUCUCCCCAUCAGACAGUCCCUCUUUACCGGUAUCGGCCUUGACAUUCCCAAGAGUCUGUAAGUGUCCUUUUAAUGUAAAAAAGAAAAUGUUUAUUGAACAAGAAAGAACACCCUAUAUUAACACUAGACAAACAGGUAGGACAGAUUUUAACGCAAACGCCAGCAAAAGGAUUCAAACACUCACUCUUCCCAGUGACCGCCUCAGAAACACCUAAACCACAGUGUGGAGUCAUUGUUGUCUCCACAUCUAGACAUCUUGCUCCAACUAGAACAUUUCACUGCAUCUAUUGGAUGGAUUUCUUCAGAUGGUACCUCUUGCUGAAAUAUCUAAAACUGCAAAUUAAACUCUCUGCUCCGUAUGCGUGAAAUGCUCCGAAAAUGAAGUCCCACUCUUCUUCUCACACCGCUAUUGUCAAUGGCCAAUUACUUUUGUACUGUGGUCAAAAUAAAUUUCUCGAGGCUUCUUAAACAAA